AUUCUGAAAUAUGAAGCCUCAAAUAUUCUGUUGACGUUUGGUUUGUUUUUGGUAAUAAAUAUUGUUUAAUAAUGUUUCUUGCUUACAUGUUGUCUUAUAUCUUUUUGUAGCCAUGGGUGGAAAAUCGUCAAAAAUGACUCCUGAGCGUAAGAAACUCAAAAUAUUUCAGAAGAUUGUUUAGACUCAUAAGAUUACAUCACACAUUUAUUUCACGAGUGUGAAGGAGAGGGAUAAGUAUCAAAAGUUGUGAACAAAACCCUGCAGACAGUCAAACCUGCACAAAUACAUUUGAGAAAUGUAUAAAGAUAAAAAAAUAACAGAUUCUUAAUUUGUGUUGAAAUAAUAUAUUUGACGGAUAUAUUACAUCAAUGUGUGCACUCUGCAGCUUUGAUGGAAAAAUGGAGGGGCGUAUGGGGGUGAGUGGUUUGUUUAAUUUAUGUUCCCUCUGGUGUUUAAUUGCUUUUCUUCAACUAACUAUUGUUAAAACCAAAACUGAGCAACUGCAGCACACCUUUGUUGAGACUGCCUCUAUUACUGUCAUUUUAGUUUGUUUCAGUUUCAUGAUGGUUUAGUUUGGUGUCUGUGACGACCGUGCAGCAAACACAAAAUAUGUGCAACAUAUGGAAAACUGAUAAUAAUGUUGAUGUGCAUUGUGAUCUGAAAUGUAAUCUUACCUUUUCUUUAUUGAACAGCCAUAAAAACAAAGACCUGAAUUUUGUGAACGAUUAUCAGCCUUAUAACGAAGAAGUCAAACAGCUCAGAGUUCUGCUUUAUGGACCUACUGGCGCUGGCAAGUCCAGCUUCCUCAACACCGUCGACAGUGCGUUACAAGGCAGAGUUACUGGUCAAGCUUUGGCGGAUAAUACAAUCACUGGAUCGAGCUUCACCAGUAAACACAGAACUUACCAAUUCAAUAAAGGAGGACCAGGGACAUUUUACCCUUUUGUCUUCACUGACUUGAUGGGCCUUGAGAAGGAAACUAAGAAAGGAGUUUGUCUGGAAGACAUCAAACUGGCCAUGAAGGGGCACAUACAAGAUGGUUAUGAAAUCAAUCCGUGCUCUAAAAUAUCAGAGGAUAAUCAAAACUACAACAAGUACCCCACUCUGAAUGACCAAGUUCAUGUUGUGGUUUGUGUCAUCGCUGCCACCACAGAAAAUAUACUGAGUGAAGAAUCUAUGAAACAGAUGAGGGAUGUCAGACUUGCAGCUAGAGACUUGGGGAUUCCCCAAGUGGCUAUUCUCACCAAAAUUGAUGAAACUUGUCCAGAGGUCAAGGCCGAUAUAAAGAACGUGUAUAAGAGCAGGUACCUGAAGCAAGUGGUGGACAACUUGAGUGCUAAGCUGGGCUUUACACUGACCUGCAUCUUUCCUGUGAAAAACUACCACUCAGAGAUCAAAACAAAUGAUGAGGUUGAUACACUGAUACUGAGCGCACUGAACAUGAUCAUCAACUUGGGAGAAGACUAUGUCAACGGCCUGUAGACCUACAAACUGCUGAGGCAAAUCUUGCUUUAUCUCAGCGUGAAAUAAAGUCAGUUUGUGAACAGGAUGCAAUUAAAUAAAGUGGGACUAUGGUUUUUUGGUUUUCAUUUGUAAACAUGUAAUGCAUAUAGUCUCUGCUCUAAAUGGUCUUACCUCUACCUAGUUGAAUAAAGCAUGAUAGGCUGUAUCACUAUUGCUAUGCAUUUGAGUUUUUGCAUUAUUAUUUUGUUAGCUAUGCUUUGUUGAUUCAGGUGGUGAUUUCUGAUGUUACAGUCCCCCAGUAAUCAUAACACAUGUCUAGAUUAAAACUGGGCUAAAUAUGAUUGAAAAGUUAAAUUUAUAUCAGACUACUGAUUACAUAUAUGAUGUAUCUAUUGUUUUAUUUCAAUGUUUGGACCUGCUAUUGAAUCAUUGUGCUCAUACUGCUGCUCAGGUAAAACUCACAAUAAAUAACAUAAAUAAUGCAAUUUGUAUUUAGUCUCCUUUUAUUUCCUUCCUUCUCGUCCAUACCAUACACUAGAUUGUCUUGUAAUGCAAGUG
Messenger RNA from Anarrhichthys ocellatus (wolf-eel), 2022 nucleotides. RefSeq names its product interferon-induced protein 44-like. The transcript is spliced from 5 exons. The coding region runs from base 610 to 1482 and encodes 290 amino acids. The record is from RefSeq and is a predicted model, not a curated record. Gene Ontology annotation, biological process: immune response. NCBI's taxonomy places the organism in Eukaryota, Metazoa, Chordata, Actinopteri, Perciformes, Anarhichadidae.